Molecule: messenger RNA, 738 nt
Organism: Ahaetulla prasina
Lineage: Eukaryota; Metazoa; Chordata; Lepidosauria; Squamata; Colubridae
Product: olfactory receptor 2A5-like
Exons: 2
Coding region: 1-738 (245 amino acids)
Biological process (GO): G protein-coupled receptor signaling pathway
Cellular component (GO): membrane
Molecular function (GO): G protein-coupled receptor activity; olfactory receptor activity
Source: RefSeq, a predicted model, not a curated record
AUGGCAAACCAAACCUAUGUGGCUGAAUUCCAUUUCCUUGGCCUUUCCAGAAGUCUGAAGAUCCGUCUUUUAUUGCUUGGACUUUUUUCAAUUGUCUAUGCUCUCACUCUGAUGGGCAACACAGUCAUCUUAAUGCUCAUAUGGUUGGAUGCCCGGCUCCAUACCCCCAUGUAUUUCUUCCUGAGCCAUAUGGCUUGUGUGGACAUCUGCUAUACUUCCAGCACUGUCCCUCAGAUGCUGACCAAUCUUCAAAGCCCAGGGCAAGCCAUUUCAGUGGUUGGAUGUGCCAUGCAGAUGUAUAUCUUUCUGGCCUUGGCCACAGCAGAGUGUUUUCUCCUGGCAGUGAUGGCCUAUGAUAGAUAUGUGGCAAUAUGCCAUCCACUGCACUACACAGUCCUCAUGAACAAAAAAAUAUGCAUCUUUAUGGCCAUGACAUGCUGGACGAGUGGCUUCGUCCUCCCAGUGGUCCAUACCGUUCUCACUUGGCAGUUGCCAUUCUGUGGCCCUAACUUGAUAGAUCACUACUUUUGUGAAAUGCCAGCUUUGCUGAAGCUGGCAUGUGCUGAUAUCAGAGUUAUUGAAAAGAUUACUUCAGCGGGGUGCAUUUUCACCUUGCUUAUUCCUAUCACUUUUAAGACUUCCUUAGGAAAAGCUUCUGUUGACCUUGACAAAAGUUUGCAACUUCUGGACAAUGUUCAGUAUACUAUAAAAUCCUCAUCUGGAAAUACUCCAGCCUAG